Messenger RNA from Lates calcarifer (barramundi perch), 1138 nucleotides. RefSeq names its product E3 ubiquitin-protein ligase TRIM17. Gene Ontology annotation, molecular function: zinc ion binding. The transcript is spliced from 5 exons. The record is from RefSeq and is a predicted model, not a curated record. Lineage: Eukaryota; Metazoa; Chordata; Actinopteri; Centropomidae. The coding region runs from base 1 to 927 and encodes 308 amino acids.
AUGCAAAGUCACUACUCAACUCUGACACAAACCACACUGGCUUCAUAUCUGAAAGCUUUGACCACCAACGGCUCCUCCAUGAGCUGCCAAUCCCCUCUACCCGAAUCCCUUCUUGGAGCAGGGGCCGAAGGCCUUGCCUCACCUCCCUGGUCAGUAGACUCUUCAGAGCGGUGUGAGGAACAUGAAGAGAGCCUGUCUGUGUUCUGCUUGGAUGACUUGGAGCCUUUAUGUAAACAGUGUGCAGCUGCGAGCCAUACAGGACAUAGGGUUUACCCCUUAACUGAGGCUGCAACUGACUGCAAGGAGGAGCUCAGAACAUUGCUAGAUGGGCUGAAGAAAAAGAUGAUUCACUUUGAGAAAGCCACACAGACCUGUGAACAUGCAUCCAGAUACAACCAGGCUGAGGCCAAACUCACAGAGGAGCAGAUGAAAAAGGAGUUUGAGAGUCUUCACCAGUUUCUUAGAGAGGAGGAAGCAGCCAGGAUACUUGAACUCAGGAAGGAACUAAAGGAGAGAAAGAGAGAGGCAGAAGAGCGAACAGACAGAUUGAAUCAGAUGAUAAAAUCUCUGGAGGAGAAGAUCCAACUCAUUGAAGAGGAGCUUGAUGCAGGCGGAAAUGGAGUUGAAUUUUUACAGCACUACCACCACUCUAUGAACAGGUAUGUGACCUUUCAAUUCAUUUUUAAUACUCCAGCACCAGCAAGUGUGACUGAGUGUUGGCAUGUCUAUAUUUAUUUACCGCAGCACAUGGAUGAGUCACAGGGAGCCAAAGAAGGUUUGCGGACCUCUAAUAGAUGUGGCCAAACACCUGGGCAACCUUCUCUAUUCUGUCUGGCAGAAGAUGAAACACAAUGCCCUCUACACUCCUGUGACCCUGGACCCCAGAACAGCUGGCCAGUCUCUGAGGGUGUCUCCUGGAUUAGAUAGUCUACAGAUGGGAUCUUCACAGAGGCUUGUGCAUAAUAUGGGUGAGGUUGUCCCUGUCCUGGCCAACCCUGAACGUUUCCAUCCUUAUUCCUGCAUUCUGGCAAGAGAAGGCUUUGACUCAGGAGUGCACUGUUGGGAUAUUGAGGUAUUUAUAGAAUUACUUAUCGGACCGUGAGCGGUUUCAUUUUCAUACUGAUUUUGACUGUCAGGA